Molecule: messenger RNA, 1485 nt
Organism: Eutrema salsugineum
Lineage: Eukaryota; Viridiplantae; Streptophyta; Magnoliopsida; Brassicales; Brassicaceae
Exons: 4
Coding region: 1-1485 (494 amino acids)
Molecular function (GO): zinc ion binding
Source: RefSeq, a predicted model, not a curated record
AUGGAGGGUAGUGUUAGAUAUAAGGUGCAUAGCGUUCACCUGGAACAUACUUGCAGCGUUGAUGUUAGAUGGAACUAUCACCGCCAGGCGACAUAUACUGUUAUCGGUGAUUUAAUGCGAGCGAAGUAUGGUGUUGAAGGUAAAGGACCACGUGCGUUUGAGCUGCGUCGGCUUUGCCGACAAGAAUUUAGCCUCCACAUUAGCUACUGGAAAGCUUGGAGAGCACUAGAAAUAGCUAUGGAUCGUGCUUUGGGGUCUGCAAUGGGAAGUUACGCAUUGGUCCCAGCGUACUUCAAGAUAUUUUUGGAAGCAAAUCCCAACUUGGUCGUCGGUCUUAAAACAGAGACAGAUCCGUCUGGUGUUGAGAGUUUUAAAUACUUGUUCUUCUCUGUGAAUGCAUGCGCAAGAGGGUAUAGGUACAUGCGCAAAGUCAUCGUGAUUGACGGCACCCAUUUUCGAAACAGAUAUGGCGGAUGCCUUGUAGCUGCCAGCGCACAGGACGGUAACUUUCAAGUGUUCCCUCUAGGGUUCGCGGUUGUUGAUAGCGAGAAUGACGAUGCAUGGGAGUGGUUUCUGUGGAAGCUGACAGAAAUUGUUCCCGAAGAGCCAGAUUUGGUGUUUGUCUCAGAUCGCCAUUCAUCGAUCUAUACAGCAAUUCGUAAGGUUUACCUGAUGUCUUCACAUGGUGCAUAUCGUGCAUACCGUUUGAGUGAAUUCGACAGGAUUUUCGAGGAGAUAAGGAAUACCGACCCAGAAUGCGCAGCGUAUCUAGCGAGGAUCGAUUUCGAGCAUUGGACACGGUCACAUUUCGUUGGUGAUCGAUACAACAUCAUGACAAGUAAUAUCUCAGAAUCGCUAAACUAUGUGCUAACUAUGGCUCGUGAUUUUCCGGUAAUCUCCAUUCUGGAAACAAUUCGGACAACGCUUGUUUCAUGGUUUGCACUAAGACGUGAAGCGGCUAACAAGGACACAGACAUCAUGAACCCCAAGGUGAAGGAAAUGAUGAUGGAAAACUUCAAGAAAUCUGCGGGUUAUUUCAUAAUGAAGAUAGGGGACGGCAUAUAUGAAGUUCGCGACGCAAUGGAUAUUGCAUAUGCUGUUCACUUGUGGGAGCAGUCUUGCACCUGUAGAGCAUUCCAACUCCUAGGGAUACCUUGCGAACACGCCAUUGCAGCAGGUAUUAGGGAUGGGGUUCGAGUAGAGACUCUGGUAAACGUCCAUUACACCGUUCAAUAUCGCAGACUCGCGUAUGAAGCAAUGAUAAUGCCAGUGCCCGACAUGGACACCCUGGAACGUACUACUAAUGAGUCUGGCAAGGUGAGGCUCGGCCCUCCCAAUGUCCGUCGUCCCCCUGGAAGACCUAAAAAGACACGUAUAUUCUCUAAGGGUGAAUUCAAGAGAGUGGCGAGGCGUCGUUGCACAAGAUGCCGUGUCCGUGGCCAUAACAAAUCCACUUGCAAGGGCCCCAUACCGGUACGCAUGUGA